Molecule: messenger RNA, 1378 nt
Organism: Carassius carassius (crucian carp)
Lineage: Eukaryota; Metazoa; Chordata; Actinopteri; Cypriniformes; Cyprinidae
Gene: pdha1b
Product: pyruvate dehydrogenase E1 subunit alpha 1b
Exons: 11
Coding region: 85-1257 (390 amino acids)
Biological process (GO): pyruvate decarboxylation to acetyl-CoA
Cellular component (GO): intracellular membrane-bounded organelle
Molecular function (GO): pyruvate dehydrogenase (acetyl-transferring) activity
Source: RefSeq, a predicted model, not a curated record
GAGUGUUUCUGGCUUCAGCUCACUGUGUGGGGUUGAUCCUCCUGAAACACUUCUGCACAUCCAGGCUGGGCUUUUCUUUGGAGCAUGCUGAGAGUGAUUGCAAACACACUUAAGGGUGGUGCCAAAAUAAAUGGCUCCAGAGUUGUGGUAUCAGCACGUUCUUUUGCUGAUUUGACAUCUCAGGCCAGCUUUGACAUCAAGAGAUGUGACCUUCAUCGCUUGGAUGAAGGCCCUUCAGUGCAGACGGUGCUCACCAGAGAGGAUGGACUCAGGUACUACCGCACUAUGCAGACCUUGAGACGCAUGGAGCUGAAGGCAGAUCAGCUCUACAAGCAGAAGAUCAUACGAGGAUUCUGUCAUCUUUAUGACGGGCAGGAGGCCUGUGCUGUAGGCAUCGAGGCUGGUAUCAAUCCCACGGAUCACCUGAUCACAGCAUAUAGGGCUCAUGGUUACACCUACACCAGAGGUGUGUCUGUGAAAGAGAUCAUGGCAGAGCUCACAGGUCGAAGAGGUGGUGUCGCCAAAGGCAAGGGCGGCUCUAUGCACAUGUAUGCCAAGAAUUUCUAUGGCGGGAAUGGUAUUGUUGGUGCCCAGGUUCCUCUUGGGGCAGGUGUGGCCCUGGCAUGCCAGUAUCAGGGUAAGAAUGAGGUUUGUGUCACUCUGUAUGGGGAUGGAGCUGCUAAUCAGGGCCAGAUCUUUGAGUCGUUUAACAUGGCAGCUUUGUGGAAACUCCCCUGUAUUUUCAUCUGUGAGAAUAAUAAAUAUGGCAUGGGGACAUCUGUGGAACGGGCCUCAGCAAGCACAGAUUAUUACAAGAGAGGAGACUACAUUCCUGGUCUGAGGGUGGAUGGCAUGGAUGUUCUCAGCGUGAGAGAGGCCACCAGGUUUGCAGCAGAUUAUUGCAGAUCUGGAAAGGGUCCCAUACUAAUGGAGCUCCAGACAUAUCGUUACCACGGCCACAGCAUGAGCGAUCCUGGGGUCAGCUAUCGCACACGUGAGGAGAUUCAGGAAGUUCGCAGUAAGAAUGACCCCAUCACUAUGCUGAAGGACUGUAUGAUUAGUAGUAACAUGGCUAGCCUCGAUGAGAUCAAGGACAUUGAUGCCAAGGUUCGUAAGGAGAUAGAAGAAGCAGCACAGUUUGCUACCUCUGAUCCAGAGCCCCCUCUGGAGGAUUUGUGCAAACACAUCUUCUACAAUGAUGCACCUUUAGAGGUCAGAGGUACCCACCCCUGGAUGAGGCUGAAGUCCAUCAGCUAAAGAACCUGCUGAAGAUUCAGCACUUCAUUCAUCAUAAUACAGGAGCUCUGUUCCUUAACUUAUACUUACAAAAAGAUGGAUGAAAUUGUUUUAUCCAUAAAGUCAUAAUUACAUUCCAUAA